AUGCCAGUCGGAGCAUGGGAUAGUCAUAUGCAUGUGACCUCCCCCGACUACCCGCUCGCGAAGACGGCUGCAUACAAACCAUCACUGCACAGUCUAGACCACGCCAUGACCUUCGAGAAGACAAUUGGUUUAAGCAACAUCGUCCUCGUUCAGCCAUCUAUCUACGGUAAUGACAACUCUUGCCUAUUGGACGCUCUAAAGGAGAUUGGACCAUCCAAGGGUCGGGGCGUGGUGGCGUUUGACCCUAACGACAUUGCACCCGAUACAUUACAAUCAUGGCACAAACUUGGUGUCAGAGGCGUCAGGCUGAAUUUCAAGUCUACAAAUGAAUCUUUCGAUGUCGAAGUCGUCAAGAAGUCCUUGCGCAAGUACGCAGAUAUCGUGAGACCACUCGACUGGGUCGUCGAACUCUUCAUUGAUCUCGAACAACUUCGCUUGAUAACCGACAUCAUACCUGAGCUCGGUGUCAAAUUUUGUGUCGCUCAUUUCGGAGCUCCCGACAUGAGACGCUGGAAGUCGUAUCCUACAGACGCUUCAGACGUGCCCGGCAUGCAGCAUUUGACGACGCUUCUGUCACAGGCCGACAACCUUUGGGUGAAAAUAUCCGGUCAUUACCGUUAUGAUCUGUCUGUUGACAACAUGGCCGGGACCGAGUCCAUCACCAAGCUGUUGUUGAGCACUGCACGUGACAAGCUGGUCUUUGCAUCCGACUGGCCACAUACUCGGUUUGAGGGUCUGGACGUGAAGCCGUUCGUUUCCAAAUGCCUUGAUUGGGCCGACGAGCAUGAUGCGAAGGAUAUGGUAUUUCGUGACAACGCGAAGUUUCUGUGGAGUUGCACCUGA
Molecule: messenger RNA, 843 nt
Organism: Aureobasidium subglaciale EXF-2481
Lineage: Eukaryota; Fungi; Ascomycota; Dothideomycetes; Dothideales; Saccotheciaceae
Exons: 1
Coding region: 1-843 (280 amino acids)
Molecular function (GO): hydrolase activity
Source: RefSeq, a predicted model, not a curated record